UUGUACGGGAUCCGGGCAGGGUCAAGCUACGGGUACAACGCGAUGGCUCUGUGGAGUAGGGUCAGCUGGAUGGACCUGGGCCUAGGCCUCGGCCGCCUGGUCAGCGCUCGGGGGCUGCGGUGUUCCCGCCGGCAAAGCCGCGGAUCCCAGCAAGGUGAAAGCGCUGAAAGGCCACAAUCUUCAUCAGAGACAUCAAAGAUACCCAAGAUUUACACCAAAACGGGAGACAAAGGCUUUUCAAGCACUUUCACUGGGGAAAGAAGACUUAAAAAUGACCAAGUGUUUGAUGCCUUGGGGACUACUGAUGAAUUAAGUUCAGCUAUCGGGUUCGCCAUAGAACUCAUCACAGAAAAGGGCCAUACGUUUGUGGAUGAACUUGAGCAAGUCCAGUGCAGGCUGCAGGACGCCGGCGCGGCCAUCGCAACGCCACUGCCUUCGGCCAGGGAGGCCCACUUGAAGCGCACCGCGUUUAGUGAGGACGCUGUCCUGGACCUGGAGCGCCGCAUAGACGUCUACACGACCCAGCUCCCCCCCCUCACGGCCUUCAUUCUGCCCUCGGGAGGCACGAGCAGCGCCGUCCUGCACCUGUGCCGAUCCGUGUGCCGCCGAGCAGAGAGGAGCGUCGUCCCUCUAGUCCAGGCCGGCCAGACGGACGCCAGCGUGGCCAGAUACUUGAACAGACUCAGCGACUACCUCUUCACUCUGGCCCGCUACGCAGCCAUGAAGGAGGGGAAGGAAGAAAAGAUAUACCGCAGGAGAGACGCCCCCGAGGCCGGCCCCUGAGGCACGCUGGCAAACCCUGCAAGGGGAGGAGCCGGCCGGGGGGCCUCCGGGCCCAGCACCCUCCUGCAGAAAGGCCCGACGCCCCCCUGAGAUCCCGAGGCACCGAGCGGGGUCUCUGCAAACAGAACUGGAACCUCGGCGGGCCGGGCGGCCCUCCAAUAAAAGCAGCGUCCGAGUGUG
Messenger RNA from Gracilinanus agilis (Agile Gracile Mouse Opossum), 963 nucleotides. It is a transcript of the gene MMAB, whose product is annotated as metabolism of cobalamin associated B. Gene Ontology annotation, molecular function: corrinoid adenosyltransferase activity. Lineage: Eukaryota; Metazoa; Chordata; Mammalia; Didelphimorphia; Didelphidae. The transcript is spliced from 9 exons. Bases 43 to 783 code for a protein of 246 amino acids. The record is from RefSeq and is a predicted model, not a curated record.